Messenger RNA from Octopus bimaculoides (California two-spot octopus), 1728 nucleotides. RefSeq lists its product as uncharacterized. NCBI's taxonomy places the organism in Eukaryota, Metazoa, Mollusca, Cephalopoda, Octopoda, Octopodidae. Gene Ontology annotation, biological process: viral process. The record is from RefSeq and is a predicted model, not a curated record.
UUCACAAGCCAAGUUUAGUGUCCAGUGAAGGAGAGGUUGGCAUGGGUACCAGUUGUCGAAUUUGGAUUGAUCGAUUUCAUUUGCCUCAACAGGUCUUCGCAAACAGAGUUUAGUGUCUAAUGAAGGAAAGUUAUUACACAUUCUUUUGAAUUUUCUUCGAGAAUAUUUACAUCUCUGAAAACGAAACUAUUUUUGAUAGUGAUUUAUUAGAAGUCCCAACCAUAUUACAAAAGAAGCAAAUUUAUUGCUUUGAUCAUCCUGUAAAAAAAAAAAAUCAUCUAACCAAAGUAAUUCAGUAUGAUGACUACCAAGGAAGAAUUUAAGAAGUCUAUUAUUACAAGGAAGCAUUCUGUAUCCUCAUUUGAUGAUUUUCAAGUCAAAACUAUAUCUGAAUACUUACUUGCAAUAAAAGCGACGGUGAAUGACUUGAGGGAAGAAAUAGUGAAUGAGAAGCGCAGCACUGAAUCAUUUGUCAUAGACUCUAUUAAUACACAGGUGCAAAUAUUGUAUAAAAAAUAUCAAGAAUUUGUUGAAGAAACUGAAGAAAAAUAUCAGCAAAAAUUAAAGAAUAUUCGAUUAUCCUGUCGACAACAAAUGCAAGAUGCUCUAAUAAUGUUGAAAGCAGAUUUUGAGAGAGAAAGAGACAAACACAGAAUUAAAGACAUCGAUAAGAAAGAGAAGCUGUUCUUGUUAAAAAGGGUUAAACAUUUAGAACAGUGUAUGGGUGAAUACGAAACCAUGUUGGAUGGAUGUAGCAUGCCAAUAGUCAUUGAGUCAAAGAAAGACCCAUAUCACUUUUCAUCAGAAGACAUGGACUUCAAUUUGGAGCAGCUUACUGAAGAGGCACCUAUCGAAUCAAUUAAUUUAAGAAUCAAAGUGAACAGGGUUCAGCAAGAUUUAAUCAGAGAAAAAAUGAAGUCAAAACAAGUGGCUCAAGAAAUGAUGAUUAGAAAUAAAUUGUUGAACAAUUACAUCAAAGAAAAUGAAAAGUUGAAAUCUGAAAAAAUGGGGAGAAGUGUAGAUCAAAACAGGGAAGCUGCAUUAAAAAUUAAAACAAUAAAGGAAGAAUAUGUUGCUGAGGUGGAUCGGUUAAAGACAAGAAUUUCUGAGUUGAAACAAUCUUUAAAUGAACAGCGCUUGCUUGCACAAGCUUAUGAGAGAAAAGGUGCCACAAUUUCUAAAGAGCAGGGCAGAGUUAUUGAGAGGAGAAUAUCUGGCUUAAGUUCCAAAGAAGAUCUGGAUUCUGAAAGGAGAUCUGCCUUAAGUUCUAUGGAUGAUACCCUGGAUGCUGACAUGAGAAAAUCUGCCUUAAGUUCCAGAGAUGGUAGCCUGGAUGGUGACAAGAAAAAAUCUGCCAAAAGUUCUAAAGAUGACUACAAGGAUGCUGACAAGAAACAAUCUGCUGUAAGUUCUAGAGAAACACACCUGAAUGUUGACAAGAAAAAAUCUGCCAUAAGCUCUAAAGAAGACUACAAGGAUGCUAAAAGGAAGAAAUCUGUCAUAAGCUCUAAAGAGGACUACAAGGAUGCUGAAAAGAAAAAAUCUGCCAUAAGCUCUAAAGAAGACUACAAGGAUGCUAAAAGGAAAAAUUCUGCCAAAGAAGACUACAAGGAUGCUGAAAAGAGAGGAUCUGCCUUAAGUCCUAGAGAAUCACGCCUGAGUCCUGACAGGGGAACAUCUUCUCUAAGUCCUGAAGAUGACAAGGAUGCUGACAAGGUAAUUAUUUAA